Molecule: messenger RNA, 3264 nt
Organism: Mercenaria mercenaria
Lineage: Eukaryota; Metazoa; Mollusca; Bivalvia; Venerida; Veneridae
Product: 2-hydroxyacyl-CoA lyase 1-like
Exons: 14
Biological process (GO): fatty acid alpha-oxidation
Cellular component (GO): peroxisome
Molecular function (GO): catalytic activity; thiamine pyrophosphate binding; magnesium ion binding
Source: RefSeq, a predicted model, not a curated record
GGUGUGGAAUAUGUAUUUGGUAUUGUUGGAAUCCCAGUCAUUGAGGUGGCCAUGGCCUGCCAGAAGGAGGGGAUCAAAUUUAUUGCCAUGAGGAAUGAACAGGCUGCAUCUUAUGCUGCAUCUGCCAUUGGUUACAUGACAGGAAAACCAGCAGGAUGUCUGGUUGUGUCAGGUCCGGGCUUGGUUCAUGCCCUGGCGGGAAUGUCAAAUGCCAUGGAAAAUUGCUGGCCAAUGAUAGUGAUAGGUGGGUCGUCAGAGCGUGAUCAGGACAAAAUGGGAGCGUUCCAGGAAUAUCCACAAGUAGAAUGUUCUAGAUUAUACACAAAAUUCACAUGUCAGCCCAGUAGGAUAGAGAGAAUCCCAUACUAUGUUGAAAAGGCAUAUAGAAGCAGUAUAUAUGGCCGUCCAGGUCCAGUUUAUAUUGAUAUCCCAGGGAGCUUUGUCAUGACCACAGUUCCUGAGAAAGAUGUACGUUACGUUCCAAGAUGUCCGCCACCACCAAAGGUCUGUGCUGCGACAGCCGAUAUCAAGAGAGCCAUUGAUCUCUUAUCCUCGGCAAAGAGCCCACUAGUCAUUGUUGGAAAAGGUGCUGCUUAUUCCCAAUGUGAGAAUGAAUUGAGAACGUUGGUGGAGAACUGCAAACUGCCCUUCCUUCCCACACCAAUGGGUAAAGGCACAUUACCCGAUGAACAUCCACUUUGUGUAGCACCUGCUAGAUCUAAAGCAUUGAAGGAUGCUGAUGUUAUUUUAUUGCUUGGAGCAAGACUCAACUGGAUCCUUCAUUUUGGAGCACCACCUAGAUUUAGACCUGAUGUGAAAAUAAUACAGGUUGACAUAUGUCCAGAGGAGAUAGGUAACAAUGUUCAGCCUGCUGUUGGUCUUGUAGGAGAUUUAACAUCAGUCCUUGCACAGAUGAAUGAAGAGCUUGCUCGAAGACCUACAAAGUUUGUGUUCGACCCUGCUGCCCCUUGGUGGAAAGAUCUGAAUGAGAAACUGGAGAAGAACAGAAUCAGUGUGCAGAAACAGUCUCAGGAUAAAACUGUACCACUUAAUUAUUAUGCUGCAUUUGAUGAGGUUAACAAAUUAAUUCCUAAAGAUGCAAUAGUUAUCAGUGAAGGAGCAAACACAAUGGACAUCAGCAGAUCUUGUAUACCAAAUGCACUGCCAAGACACAGACUUGAUGCUGGUACUUUUGGCACUAUGGGUGUUGGUGUAGGAUUUGCCAUCGCAGCUGCAGUAUACUGUAGAGACUAUGCUCCAGACAAACGUGUUAUCUGUAUCCAAGGUGACAGUGCAUUUGGGUUCUCUGGGUUCGAGGUAGAGACUGUCUGCAGAUAUAGACUGCCCAUUGUGUUUGUUGUUAUAAACAAUAAUGGAAUAACAAAGAGUUUCAAUGAAGAGGUAUUCAACAGUUUAGAAGAAACAGACAGACUUUUAAGCCAUCCACCAACAGUUCUAUCACCAAAUGCAAGGUAUGACAAAGUGCUGGCAGCAUUUGGAGGCAAUGGUUACUUCGUAGAGAAGCCGGAGGAUAUACAAAAAGCUCUGAGAGAAUCCCUGGCUAACAAGAAGCAAGCUUCCAUGUUGAAUAUCAUGAUCAAUACAAUGGCAGACAGACGUGUUCAGGAGUUUUCAUGGCUCGGAUCCAUUCAGCCUAGCAAAAUGUGAGACCAGCAUAAUGUAAAACUUGCAAGAUGUGAGAACAACAUGUUGUGGGAUCUGGCACUGUUCAUACAGAGUUUAUAGUUUAUUUGAGUUCAAAAUAAUGUAUUCAGACAAAAGUAUCAAAUCAUGUUGAAAAUGUGAUAAAAUGUAUAGAAUUGUCAGUUUAAUAAUGCAUGUGGAUGGCCUAAGUGCAUUGUAAAAACUCUGGGCCCUUAAAAGGGCAAAUAUUUUUAUCUCAACUAUUAAAGAAUAGGGAAGCUAUCCUACUCGCCCCAGCGUCAGCGUUAGCUUUAGCAUGAGCAUCACACAAAUGUUAAAGUUUGCGUACCACCCCAAAUAUUUUCAAAGUUCAUUGAGAUAUUGCUUUCAUAUUUUGCAUACAUGUUUACCAUCAUGACCCCAGUCUGUAAAAAGGAGGAGGCUACUCUAUCAAGCAUUUUGACUGAAUUAUGGCCCCUUUUUGAAUAGAAUAUGCUUAUUGUAAUGUUAAAGUUUGCGUACCACCCCAAAUAUUUUCAAAGUCCAUUGAGGUAUUGCUUUCAUAUUUUGCAUACUUUUUUUACCAUCAUGACCCCAGUCUGUAAAAAGGAGGAGGUAACUAUAUCAGGCAUUUUGACUGAAUUAUGGCCCCUUUUCGACUUAGAAUAUGCUUAUUGUAAUGUUAUUUCAAUGUUAAAGUUUACUCAUAGCUUUUACUAUCAAGCACUGAGAAUAGUCGAGUGCGCUGUCAACUGACAGCUAUUGUUUUCGUUAUAAACUGGCUUUUAGUUGAUUUAAUGAAUUAAUGUUUACAGUGCUGCACAAAACGAAUAACGUUUGCCAGCAUUGUGGUGUUUAGUGUAGAGAGAUGUAUUUGAGAAAAAUUGGAUGAACUGUUUAUUUUUUUGUAAUGUAUGAUACUUAUUUCAUAUUGCUGUACGAUGUUGGCAAUGACAGCAAUGCAGAUGUCUGCAAAAAUGUGUGCAUGAAAUAUUACUGUAAAGGCAUAUAUUUUCACUAGGACAAAAUUUCUUAAAUUCAAAAUCUUUAGUACAUUUGUAUGUUUGCAAGGUUUAAUAUUGGUGAAAUUGUAAAAAUGGUAUCAUAGUUGAAUUUGAAUUAUACUAAUGGUGAAUGUUUAUGUGAGGAUGAAUUUUUGCGAGAUGUAGGGCCUUGCGAAUAAAGUAAAAAUUAAACCCUCACGAAAAUUUCUGCUUUUACAGUAUUUUAUGUCGAAUAUCAAUUACCAUGAAGUAAAAGGUUUGAUCACUUAGAAUUUGAGAUAAUGAGUUUUAACUGUUAUACAUUUCAUAUUGUUUUACUUUUCAAGUACUUUUAUAAUUAUAUACAGAAAACAUUCUGUAUAAUCUAGUAGAUUUAUGUUUUGGUAGCAUGUUCUGUGCACUGGUAUAACUGACAGUUUUUAUACUUCAAGUGAGUACAAUGACACAGAGCAACAUUGUUCCAGGACGAUCUGCAACACUGGGUACCUGCAUCACUGGAUAUGUGUAGUUGUGUAGUUUGCUAGCUGUGAUAAUUAUCGUGAUAAUUUUACAUGAUUAUGUACAUAAUUAUUUAUACAUGAUUAUUAAAAUCUGACUAUUAAAUGAUACAUUUGUA